Equus caballus (horse) is the source of this 909-nucleotide messenger RNA. Its product is annotated as putative taste receptor type 2 member 33. NCBI's taxonomy places the organism in Eukaryota, Metazoa, Chordata, Mammalia, Perissodactyla, Equidae. Gene Ontology annotation, molecular function: G protein-coupled receptor activity; bitter taste receptor activity. The record is from RefSeq and is a predicted model, not a curated record. Gene Ontology annotation, biological process: sensory perception of taste; detection of chemical stimulus involved in sensory perception of bitter taste; G protein-coupled receptor signaling pathway. Gene Ontology annotation, cellular component: membrane.
AUGGUAAAUUUACUACCAAGCAUUUUUUCUGUCUUAAUAACGACGGAAUUUAUUCUGGGAAAUUUUGCCAAUGGCAUCAUAGCACUGGUGAAUUGCAUUGACUGGGUCAAGAGACAUAAGAUGUCCUCAGCUGAUCAAAUUCUCACUGCUCUGGCGGUCUCCAGAAUUGUUUUGCUCUGGGUACUAUUAAUGAAUUGGUAUACAGUUGUGCUCCAUCCGGGUUUAUAUAGUUUGGAAGUAAGAAUUUUUGUUCGUAUUGCCUUGACAGUAAGCAACCAUUUUAACAUCUGGUUUGCUGCUAGCCUCAGCAUAUUUUAUUUGCUCAAGGUAGCUAAUUUCUCUAGCUUUAUAUUUCUUUACCUAAAGCGGAGAGUUAAAAGUGUACUUCUCAUAAUACUGUUGGGGACUCUGGUCUUUUUGGUUCCUCAUCUUGCAAUUCUAUGCAUAUAUGAGAAUAUUCAGACUAAUGAGUAUGAAAGAAACAUCACUCAGAAGACCAAAUUGAGGGACAUUUUUCACUUCUCAUAUAUGAAUCUAUUCAUGCUAGUAAACUUCACACCAUUUUCUAUGUCGCUGACAUCUUUUCUGCUGUUAAUCAUUUCCCUGUGGAAUCAUCUCAAGAAGAUGCAGCUCAGUGGCAAAGGAUCCCAAGAUAUCAGCACCAAGGUCCACAUAAGAGCCAUGCAAACUGUGGUCUCCUUUCUCUUCUUGUAUGUCAGUUACUUCCUAGCUCUGGUUACUUUAGUUGAGAGUUAUAAUAGGCUGCAUAAUACACUGCUUGUCAUGCUUUCUGAGGCUCUUGCAAUGCUCUAUCCUUUAAGCCACUCAUUUAUCCUGAUUUGGGGAAACAAGAAGCUAAGACAGGCCUUGAAAACCAUAAGAAAGAUGAUAAGAUUCCCAUACCAUUAG